Messenger RNA from Serendipita indica DSM 11827, 1254 nucleotides. The record is from the annotation of a GenBank genome assembly. Lineage: Eukaryota; Fungi; Basidiomycota; Agaricomycetes; Sebacinales; Serendipitaceae.
AUGGCCGCUCGUCAACGCGCAAUGGAGCUCAUGGAGCGAAAGGAGGCCAUAGAAACGCAACUAUCAGAGCAGUUUACAAUUCUUUCGGCCAACCAAUCCACGAUGAAUACGCCACUUGUCGACCCAGAAGGCUUCCCCCGUUCAGAUAUUGAUGUCUGGGCAGUCAGACAUGCAAGAGUGCGAAUAAUCGAGUUGAAGAAUGACUUGAAUGGCAUUGUGGACGCGAUUGCCGUCGCUUUGGCGUCCAUGAGCAAGGAUGACGCGGCGUCUAGCUCGAACGCAGAGGCUUCUGCACCAUUGACGAAUGGAAUAUUGCACCCGGAUGAUACCAAUACGCUGAGGGCUUUGCAAGAGGACGGAGUCGCACAAAUUGUCCAACCGCCGACAGUCAAGCUCAUCGAUGCCAAAGGCAAGAUCCAGGUUUGCAUGAGGUGGGAAACCACUUCGACUAGUAUUACUGCGGCUCAGAGAACGGCCGUCGAAGAGGCUGUAGGCAAAAUGUACAACAAAUGGAUAGCCUGGCUCGCGGGGUGGGACGACUUUCCGUACAGCUCCGUUCCCGUCACAGUAGUUGGAUGGGCAACGAGCAAUACUGCACUUCUUCAAGGUUCUACAUCUGGUGUCGACGUAUAUAAUACUGUGGACGAAGGCGGAAUACCACAGUGUGACCCUCGUUGUGGAAGGUUCUUCCAUCAGGAUCACAAUUACUCUUCUUGUCCUGGUGGAUCCGCUCGACACUACGACUGGUCGCUCUGGCUUACUCAAGGAAUGAGUGGAGGGGCGGGCGGUGACUGGGUUAUGCGCAUUAGGCUCGAAUAUAUGAUGCAAAACUUGAACUCGGAAAACAUACACAUUUUACUUCACGAAAUGGGUCAUCACUUUGCCCUGGAUGACUUCUAUGACUGGACUCCAACGGGAAUGACAAAUUUCAUCAUGUUAGCUGGCUCUUCUACCGCAAUUACGCCGUUCGAUGGCUGGAUGGCACGUGACUGGUGGAGGCAUCUCAAGUCGAGAUACAAUCUUUCAGCUGCAACAUCAACAACAAAGGCGUCCUCUACGUCGACUAGUCGGGCGUCCUCUUCGUCUACUCGAAGUUCGAGCAGCUCAACUCGUGCUUCUAGUACGACAUCUGGGGCGUCUAGUGGCCAGACACUCUAUGGUCAGUGCGGCGGUCAAGGAUGGACUGGUCCAACAACGUGCGCUCAGGGUACCUGCAAAUACUCGAAUGCAUGGUAUUCGCAAUGCCUCAACUAA